Kwoniella mangroviensis CBS 8507 is the source of this 666-nucleotide messenger RNA. RefSeq lists its product as uncharacterized. Gene Ontology annotation, biological process: regulation of DNA-templated transcription. The record is from RefSeq and is a predicted model, not a curated record. The transcript is spliced from 2 exons. The coding region runs from base 1 to 666 and encodes 221 amino acids. Lineage: Eukaryota; Fungi; Basidiomycota; Tremellomycetes; Tremellales; Cryptococcaceae. Gene Ontology annotation, molecular function: zinc ion binding; DNA-binding transcription factor activity, RNA polymerase II-specific.
AUGUCAAGCACUUCCGGAUCAUCGACCCAACCAAGACAGAGAAGAAAGGUAAGUUGCGCUUCAUGUAGACAGAAGAAAAUCAGAUGUGACCGAGAAGAGAAUUCGAGACCUAUAUGCUCUCCCUGCGCUCAAACCCGCUCCGAAUGCACCAUAGCCUCCCCAUCCACAAGUAGGGGAAGUGCUUCCUAUAACGAUACACUCCGGUACGUUCCGCGAGGGAUGUUCAACCAGUUAGCGUGCAAUGCUCAAGGUGCCCAAGGUGCCCAAGGUGCUAAUUCUGCACAAAUGGCGUAUGAAGAUGCCCAUCGAGCCCAGAUCGGCAGUGAUCCCUCUUCUUAUCUAGAUGGGUACUUGUACCCGAAUCAGCCUAGCGUUCCAGCAUCUUGGCAUCAAGCAGUUCAUGAACCAACGUUCUCGAUCCACCAGCCGCCACCAGAUCCACAAAAUUCCAACCAGAAUGGUUUGAUCGGUACCGACUUCCCGACGCUCGGACAAUAUACUCAGGAUGAGUUCCAUGUAUCAUCCUUGCAAUGUCCCAACACCGCUCAGGUCUCCGUUCGCAAUGAUCCCGCGGUCAUUCAAGCCUAUCUGCAGCACGUAACUUUGGCAAGGCAGCAGUUUAUGGAACAGUGGGGACUCUCGCAACAGGAUUCGGUUGAGCCUUAG